Oryza brachyantha (malo sina) is the source of this 5678-nucleotide messenger RNA. Its product is annotated as DDT domain-containing protein PTM. The transcript is spliced from 10 exons. Lineage: Eukaryota; Viridiplantae; Streptophyta; Magnoliopsida; Poales; Poaceae. Bases 1 to 4872 code for a protein of 1623 amino acids. The record is from RefSeq and is a predicted model, not a curated record.
AUGGAGGGGCUGGUGGGGAGGGCGGUGCGGAAGGAGUUCCCGGGGUUCGGGGUGUUCGGCGGGGUGGUGGAGUCGUACGACGCCGAGGCGGGGUACUUCCGGGUGAUGUACGAGGACGGGGACUCGGAGGAGGUGGAGGUUGGGGAGGUGGCCGGGAUGCUGGUCGGGGAGAAGGUGGUGGUGCCCCCGUUGCCCGAGACGCCGCCCCCCGGGGUGGGCGGGCGGCGGCCGAGGAAGCGGCGCCGUGGGGAUGAGGAGGAGGGUUCCGUCGUGCUGGCUGUCCCCGCGGGGGGUGGGGCGCUGGAUGGCGGCGCGGAGCCCGCGUCGCCGGUGGUGGAGGAGGGGAGUAGGGGUGAGGCUUUAGCGGACGGGGAUGUGGUGACGGAAAUGGUGGAGAGGAAGCGGAGGGUGGUGAGUCCUGGCCCUGAGUCCGGGAGGCCCCUCCGGCGGAGCGCGCGGCAAGCGAAGGCGGCCGCGCUGGCGGCCGAAAUGGAGGCCGCCGCUGCUGUGGCCGCGGCUGCUGAGGCCGAAGCCGAUGCUGCCGAGGCGGCUGCGACCGAGGCCGAGGCUUCUGUUACGCCAACGCAGUCCGGGAGGAAGCGUCGCCGUGCAAACGGGACUGGCAGGUAUCGAUCUGUCGCGAGGGACUUGGAGGACGCUGCGGUGGAGAGGUUGCCUCCAAAGCCCGAGCUUCCGCCGUCGUCGCAGAGUCUUGAUUUGGAAGGUCUCCCUGCUCUUGACGUCUUUCAAGUGUACUCCUGCUUGAGAUCAUUUAGUAGGCAGUUAUUCCUGAGCCCGUUCCCACUGGAGACAUUUGUGGCUGCACUGCGGUGUAUAUAUGUGAACCCUUUGAUUGACUGGGUGCAUUUCGCUCUGCUCCGAGCGAUGAAUAGUCAUCUCGAAGGUCUCGCCAACGAAGGAGACCCUUCUGCAGUGCAUUGCAUCAGGAAUCUUAACUGGGAGCUUUUAGACCUGGCGACUUGGCCAAUCUAUCUUGCUGAGUACCUACUGGCUCGUGGUUCAGAACUGAGGUAUGGCAUGAAGCUUACUGACCUAAAGCUAUUGAAUACAGAGUACUAUAUUCAGCCAGCAACGGUGAAGCUAGAGCUGUUGCGCUUGCUCUGUGAUGAUGUUCUGGAAGUUGAGGCUAUACGUUCUGAAGUUAUUUCAAGGAUGUCUGAGUUGGAUGGGAAUGACGAGCUUUGUAAAAGCACUCGUGUAAGAAGAAAGAGGAGGGUUUCUGUAGUCAGUGACCUAGUAAAUUCUUCUCCGACUCCAGAAGAUUCCAGUGACACUGAAGAUGGUAACAGUGAUGAAUGUUAUCUCUGUGGCAUGGAUGGUAACUUGUUAUGUUGUGAUGGCUGUCCUGCUGCGUUUCACUCUAAAUGUGUGGGAGUGGUGGAGGACCUAUUGCCUGAAGGUGAUUGGUUCUGUCCGGAGUGUUUGAUACAGAAGAAAGAUGGAUUAAAAAAUAUCGUAAAGCUAGGAAGAGGAGCUGAGGUUCUGGGAAUUGAUCCACAUGGUCGGCUAUACUUUGGCAGCUGUGGUUAUAUUUUGGUGGUUGAGCCAACUGCUGUGGACUCUCUGGACUCUCCAUGUCAUUACUAUGGCCAUUUUGAUCACCGUUCCAUUUUUAGUGUGCUAAUUCCAUGCCAUCCCUCGUACAGUUCAAUCAUUAAUGCUAUAUCUUUGUUUUGGGGCACUGCAAUUGAGUCUUUUGAUUUCAAUUGUCAACAUGAGCUUUUGUUGCCAUCGAAGCAACAGACAGAACAUGGGCAGCUCAAGUCACAAAAGAAUGGCUCCUGUGAACAAUUGGCUUCUGGAAAAGCUUGUGCCUCAGAUCCAGAUCAGCUGGGUCCUGAUGUUUGUUCUUAUGCUAAUGGGUUGCUUGUGGAGAAUCUGAAAGAUCACUCACCUCACAAAAAGAUAAGUGAUUGCUGUAUCUAUUCAGACCCUGCUAUGUAUAUAAACUACUAUAGCUUUGGUCAAAUAGCAGCAUCAGCUGCUGAAGAGUUAAAGGACAGGCUGUUGGAAAACAAAGAAGGAAAGAAAGCUGGUCAGGAUGCAGCUUCAUUCCAGCUAAAAACAAUAUGUAAGAAAUAUGCUAAUAUUUUUGCUCUGACUGAUCAAAAGCUAUCUGUAGAACUGAGAAAGGAAAAAUGUGGCUGGUGCAACUCCUGCCAAAUCAGUGGCGGUGUUGAUUGCAUUUUCAGAGUCACCGAUGGCAAGUGCAUGAAAGGUCUUCGGUUAGAAAAGAAUAAGAAAAGUCAUAUUAAUCUUGCCAUGCAUAUCAUCUUGUCAAUUGAAGAACGGGUAAAUGGUUUGCUGAUUGGUCCAUGGAAAAAUCCCCAAUUUAGCAUGUAUUGGCGUAAGACAGUUCUGAAGGCUUCAGAUGUAUCAUCAUUGAAGCGCCCUCUCCUUAUGUUGGAGUCCAGUCUGCGACAUGUUGCCUUUUCAGUCGAAUGGCAAAAACCAGCAGACUCUGUUGAAGUUGUUGGGUCUGCAGCUCAUGUCUUGGUUCGUACAUCUAAUAAAUCUUCAAGACAUGGAAGCGCUAGAAAGCCAGGGAGAAAGCCAUCUAAUGUUGAACUCAAAGUUGACUCUCGUGAUGUUGGUAUUUAUUGGCGGAGGGGUGGGAUAUUGUCUCGUCAAGUGUUUCACUGGAAGAGGUUGCCUCAGUCCUUGGCACAUAAAGCUGCUCGGCAAGCGGGACGAAUUAAAAUUCCAACCAUAUUAUAUAACGAUGGUUCAGAGUUUGCCAGGAGGUUCAAAUACAUAGCUUGGCGAGCUGCUGUGGAAAUGGCAGAAAACAUGGCCCAGCUCAUUUUGCAGAUCAAAGAGCUUGAAUUUAAUAUCAAGUGGUCUGAGAUAUUGAGCACUCUCCCUGCUAGCCUUGCAACAAAAGAAACCCAGAAAAUAGCACGCCUUUUCAAGAAAGUUAUAGUUCGCAGAAAGCGUGUAGAAGGAACAAAUGUGGAAUAUCUACUUGAUUUUGGGAAGAGGGAGAAUAUUCCUCCAGUUGUUGCUAAACAUGGAAUAAAACUUGCCGAGCCCUCUAGUGAGAGGAACAGAUACUGGUUAAGCGAAGGGCAUGUCCCUCUGAGUCUUUUGAAGUCAUAUGAAGCUAAAGCAUCAACCCGCUUACUGAAAAAGAAAGAUAUUGAUCACAUUCCAAAGAAGAUGAUUGAUUUAGAACCCCCAAAGCCAAAAAAAUCAGGAUUUGAUUAUCUCCUAGAAAAAGCAAAAAAACAAGUCCUUGGGCUCUGUGGUCAUUGUGACAAAGAAGUAAAUACCAGUGAUGCUGUGAACUGCCAGUAUUGUGCAGCACUUUUCCAUAAAAAGCACUUCAAGGUACCUAGAGGUGCUACUGAUGCUUAUUAUGUUUGCAACAAGUGCCUAGCUGAGAAAGUCUUGAAGGUGAAGUCUCUACAGAAAAAGGCUGUAUCAAAGAAGACCUCUCCGAAAAAGAAGCCAAAGAAGCAAUCACGUAAGAUUGUAACAAGAAGAAAACAAUUAGUCUUCAAAUUCAAGAAGAUGGGGAAGAAUAAGGGCAAGCGUGGCCGACCUAGAAAGUACCCGUUGAAUGAGUCAAAGAAUGAGUUGCCAGAGUUGCCUGUGAAUGAACUAGCCAAUGUGCCCAAUAAUGAGCCAACAAAGCGUAUAUCAAAACGAUUAUAUAAUAAGUAUAUGAAAGGCAAUUCAAAUAUAUCUGAGCAUGCAGCAAAGAAGAGGAGGACUGCUUCUCAUUAUUCAUACUGGCUAGAUGGCCUUCGGUUGACACAAAACCCAAAUGAUGACCGGGCAAUAUCUUUUAGAGAAGAAAGAGUUGUUUUUCCAUGUGAAGAUGCUGAACUAUCUGAAGUUUCUCCAGUGUGCCGUCUAUGCCAGAAAUGCUACAAUGGAGAGUCUAUUUAUAUUUCUUGUGAAGACUGUGAGGAUUGGUUCCAUGGAGACAUCUAUUCUGUUACCCUUGAGAAUGUCAAUAAUCUCAUAGGGUUUAAGUGCCAUAGAUGCCGUUUGAGAGAUGUACCUAUUUGUCCGCAUGUACAGACAGAUGAAAUUCUUAUGGCUCAAUCAGACAAGGAAGAUGACAUUAGCAUAUCUGCAGAGGACAAGGAAGACAUGUGUCCAACAGAUCUGGGUGCCCAUGAUAGUCUGAAAGAGUCCUGUGGUCAUUUCAUCGAGAAAGAGGUCGAUGAUCAUAGUAUUGAAAAGGAGGAUGACGAUCAUAGUAGUUUGCAGGUGCUAGAAGAUCACAAUGAAAAGAAAGAGCUCGACAGUCAUAACACUGAGAAAGAGCUCGAUGAUCAUGAUUAUCUAACAGCGCUAGAUGAUCAUAACAAGAUGAAAGAGCUUGAUGGCAAUAUGGAGGUGCUCUUUAAUUAUAACAGUACAGAGGUGCUUGAUAGUACUGAAGAUAGCAAACUUGUAGAUGGAGAAGAACAAUGUCUACAUGAGCUGAACAAUCAUAACAGUCUGAAAGAGUCUGACAACCAUGUCAGUUUGAAAGAACUUGAUAAUCAUGACCACCAAAAAGAAUGCAAUAAUCAAAAUAGUCCAAAAGAGUUUGAUAAUGACGGAAGUUCACAAGAGCUUGAUAAUCAUAAAAGUCCAGAAGAGCUUGAUAAUCAUAUAAGUCCGAAAGAGUUUGGUUGUACCGAAGGCAAUGAACGCUCUGCUGCAGUGACACAGAUGGAUGAUUUUCUUGAUGAACAUUUCAACAUUAGGAUAUCUGGCAAAGAAGAACUGACCAUAUCAUCAGAAAGUGGUCCAAUAAAGGAAUCUAUUGCUUUGCAGUCCAAGAAGAAUUCUGAGGAUAAUCCUGUUCCUGACGAGCAUGACAUUGAUCUUCAUGUGGUGGUGACUUUAUAGGGUAUAAGGACAUCCAAAAGAAAACUAUAUCUCUGGCAUGUGCAAUGACUUUCCCUCUUCUACUCAACCUUUUGCUGCUGUUCUGGUACAAAGUUCUGCUGACUAGUGGUGUGGGUUGUCAAUCUGCCUCACAACUUAUAUUAUUUGUGCUAUAGGAUGUUACAUUAGUCGUGCAACCCAAUAAUAAUCUACAAAAAGGGUAAAUGCUACUUUUGUGGAUUAUUCAAUUUUUUUGUGGUUUUCUUUUGGAUUUAUGCUGAUCUGACAUGCCAAGCGGUGAAAUUAUUGAGUAUGACAUGCAAUAAGGAUAUAUCCGGUACAACAUUCUCGGUAGGGCUGACAUAGAGAAUAUUUGGGGUGCAUUUACCUUGCUAUGCUUCACUCUUCUGGUCAGAAUUUGGAUUCCAUCUGCACUUUACUGGGAUUCUUGCAUUAAUUGAGAUAUCUUCCAAUUGAACCGGCCAGUUUUCCAUUGCUGUGUGCUAACAUAUGUCUAAGGAAGUAGAUGGAUGAUGAAGCCACCGCUGUUGAUGUGGAGCAUUGAGGAGGCGUUCCCUUUCACCAUGGUUUCCCUUGGCCGUUCGUAGAUAGAGUACCAGCAUUGAAUAGGCUUACAGGCAUCUCUGAUGAUUUAUUCGUUCUGAUUGCUAGUAACAGUCCGUUGCAAACAGUAGUUGUAUAUGCUGCAAAAGGAAUUUAUCUUUCUUCGAUUUUGUAUAGGGUUCCAUUAGGGCAACCAAAAAAAAAAAAUUAUAGGAACAAACUUCACCAGUUGCACCAGAUGUAUACAAUGCAGUUUUACCGUA